Messenger RNA from Raphanus sativus (radish), 1527 nucleotides. RefSeq lists its product as uncharacterized. The record is from RefSeq and is a predicted model, not a curated record. The transcript has 2 exons. Bases 1 to 1527 code for a protein of 508 amino acids. Lineage: Eukaryota; Viridiplantae; Streptophyta; Magnoliopsida; Brassicales; Brassicaceae.
AUGUCUCAAGAGUUACCGAAGAGGAUUUUUAAGGAGGGCGAGGAGACCCAAGUGACUCAGAUCAACAACAACUGCAGGAUCGACUUCAUUAUCAGAAAGUUGGAGGAGUGGCUGCCAAAUGAGUUGAGAGAAGUGAAGAAAGAUCCGGUUUUUAGUCAGAUUUUUAAGCUGCAUGAGAAUGGUCUUGGGUUCUCCGCGAGAGUGAUACACAGCUUCUUGUGUAGGGAGCUGGUGACUUACAAACAGCACGAGCUCUGGUUUGUCUUUGCGAGGAGAGCACUUCGGUUUUCACUGCAAGAGUUCCACGCAGUAACCGGGCUUCAGUGCGAUACUAGUAUUUCGCUUCAGGAGUUCAGUGACUGGGAUGAUGAUGAUGGGUUCUGGAGCAGGGUAUUGAGGAAGAAAGAAGGGAUUACAAUCUACAAUCUGUGGAUUAAGCACAAGAAUGCGGUGAAGAAGUGGCGUAAUGCAGAUCGCAUCAGAUUGGUCUACCUUUGCAUGAUUAUGUAUGUGGUUUUAGCGAGAGAUGAGAAGGCUAAUAUCCCCCUCAAAUACAUCAAGGUGGUCAUGGAUCUUGAGAAGCUUCGUAGGUAUCCUUGGGAAGUUGCUGCUUAUGAUUUCCUCUGCGAGUCAGUAGUAAAAACGCGUGACUUCCUAUCUGAGAAGACUACUAGUUACGUCUUCGAUGGCUUCUCCUACGCCUUGCAAAUUUGGGCAAUGGAAGCUGUACCAAAGAUUGGAAAGCUCUGUGGUAAAAAGCUGGUCAAGGGUUUUAAGGAUGGUCCUAGAUGCGUUAACUGGAUGGGAGCUGCGAAGGUGUCAUAUGACGAGAUCAUUCACUUGGAGAGCAUCUUCACAAACAAGGAUGUCACUUUUCCAUACAUCUCAUGGACAGGGAAUAUGGAUGUUGUCGAGGAUGACCAAUUUCGCAGAGCUGGUGAUGUGAGGGAUGAUAGAAUCAUCGUUCUGAAGGAGAUGAUAAGUAAGAAGUAUGACUUCAGUGAGCACAUCUGGGAGUACGAAAAAACUCCGGAGAUUUCUUUAGAUCUUAAUGACGAAGCUGUGAAUGUUGAAGAAGCUGCGAAUGGUGAAGGAAAUGGGAAUGAGAGUGAUGAAGACUUUCAGACUCCAAGAGGAUCAACGAGUGAUGUGUCAUCUAGAAAGGGAAAGGGAAAGAAGAGGCUUCCGGAUCGUGGUAUGGAGAAAAGAAAGCAUAAGGUUCUCUCUAGUGGACCAAAGCAAGCACCUUUUAGUGAAGACAUGAAAGCUUUUAUGACCCAGUUGUUUGAGGCGAAUUUCUCUGGAAUAGAGCAGAGGCUACAUAAACAGAUGGAUGAGAAAUUUGAGCAGAUGAAGGCAGAGCUUAGAGAUUCACGCAAGGAAGCAACGGUUGAAGUUGAGCUUGGAGACCUAUCACCGAGCAAGUCAUCACCGAGCAAGCCAUCACCGAGGAAGCCAUCACCGAGGAAGCCCUCGACUUCACAGUCAUCGUUGAGGAGGUCCAAACGCGGGGUAAAGAAAAACUAG